GAGCAGUAACUGUCCUUGGCUCUCAGACUCCAACAUCCUCCCUCUCCCAAGAUGUGGCACCUCAAACUCUUGGCAGUGCUCAUGUUCUGCCUGCUGCUGUUGAGCCAGGUAGACAGCUCCCCAGUACCAGAACUGGGCUCGGCAAAGAGAAGGCCAAGAAGAAUGACCCCAUUUUGGAGAGGAGUUUCUCUCAGGCCCAUUGGAGCCUCCUGCCGGGAUGAUUAUGAGUGUGUCACGAGGCUAUGCAGAAAAAGACGGUGCUCCCUGAGUGUGGCCCAGGAAUGAUGUACAUACCAGGGGAAGAAGGAACAGCAGUCAGCUCCAACAAUGCUCCGUUCUAUGGAAUAUUGAUUGAUUAACUGCAUUUUGGCUGGAGAUACACAAGUGAAGCAAUAUUAAGUUUUUAAUAUUUAAAGACAAAAGAUGCUUUAAAUUGGUCUCCAUUUUUUCUUACAAUGCUGCUAUGUGGAUAAGCUUAACUAAAUUUAUCAGUUUAGAGUUUAUUUUUCUAUGAUAUUAUUAAAUAACUCAAAUUGGAAUUGUGGUGGUCUGAAAUUCAAACUUGAAGAAUUGAUUUUGCAUACUACAGAAAAAAAAAAAAAACCCAAAACCCAGCACUGUUAGCUUCUCCAUCUAGAAAGCAUGGUGAGAGUUAACAUUCUUCAAGUCUUCUAAGGAACACGAUGACAGGUUAAGGGUAUGCGUUUAACGGUAGCUCUGCGAUCAGCCUUGGCAAGCUCCUAAGUUGUGGCCCUGGGUCCUGGCCCGUACACUUAAGGAGAGAACUUUUCACUGAGGGAUCAUGAUGGGCGCCUGGCACUUGCCACCUGAUGCUGUGCGCAUUUAUUUAUCUGUGACUUUCUGAACUUACAGUGGCACUGACAUCUACUGUAUCAAACAACAGAAGCCCAGGCCAAACACACCACCAAAAAGAAUUUGAGAUUUCUGUUGGAGUGGGGAAAAUGUAAUCUACACACAAGGCCAAUCUUACACCCACUGCCUGCAAGUUCAGAAUUUCUGUAAGUAGAAAAAUUAGACCUGUACUAGUGGGACCCUUAAAAGCAUGGACGCAAAAAUACAAACAAAAAUUGCAUGAAAAGGGCACAGUGAGAGCUAAAGAAGUGUAAAGAGCACAGUGUUCAUAAACUUUAAUACAGAAAAUCUAUUUGAUAUUUAUUAAACUUAGUUUCUCCAGCUAUGGUUUGGCAUUAUACAAAGCAUCUUAAUGACACAGAAUUAAAAAGAUUUUU
Molecule: messenger RNA, 1250 nt
Organism: Fukomys damarensis (Damara mole-rat)
Lineage: Eukaryota; Metazoa; Chordata; Mammalia; Rodentia; Bathyergidae
Gene: Leap2
Product: liver enriched antimicrobial peptide 2
Exons: 3
Coding region: 52-285 (77 amino acids)
Biological process (GO): defense response to bacterium; antimicrobial humoral immune response mediated by antimicrobial peptide
Source: RefSeq, a predicted model, not a curated record